AUGCCUUUUUACGAUGAUCCAAACAUGAGCGAUUCAGCGCUUUUAAUAAGCGUCGAGGACCUCAUAAACAGAGCGCUCGGCUCUCCGGAUGAAAACACAGUAAAUUUCAAGCUGGUUCAAAUGAUACUUCAUAUCUUAGCGCGGCAGCAACGCAUGCUGGAACAAAGGGUAGAGAUCAGGAGCGCAGAUUUGAUACCAAAACGGUUAAAAAGCACUCCUGAAACAACUACGGAAAGUUCAUCUUCUAAGAGUCCUCGUUCACCGGUAAAACGUCGGAUGGCGGGAAUUAAAGAGGAGCACGGUACCAAACAAGAUAAAAAAGAAACAGAAGGACUUAAAGACUUAGAAAAGACUGAUAAGAAAGAGCAAAAAGAAGCUGACAAAGUGCAACAAAAAGAUAAAGAUACAAUAGAUAAAGCAUCUAAAAAGGAGAAAGAUAAAGCUGAGAAACAAAAGAAACACAAAGAAAAAGAGUUAGAAAAAGAGAAAGCAAAAGCUGAAAAAGACAAGGAGAAUGCUACAUCUACGGUUGUGGAGAAAGGUCCGACUGCUAAACCAGAGUCUCGGGGUCGUGCGAGUAUAAAUGUAGUAACUCAAUCACAAUUCGCCCUGCUGGAGGCUGCGGUGAAGGACUUAAAGGAUAUAGCAGUUCCAAAGCCGCUUCUGCUCCCUGACAAUGAGAAGUUAAAAAGCGAUCUUGCUAAAGGAAGUGCUACGCUGCCUGAAACCAUGCAAGCUAUGCAGGUCACUGCCCGUGUGAAAGCAGCCGAAAAUGCCAUUUAUCGUAUGACGGGACUUCUGACUCAGCUCGCUGCAGCCGGUGCGCUGCCAGAGGAUAUCGCUGAAAAGUUUGAGGAAGUUAAAAUUGAACCAUCCAUACAAUUCGAGGAAACAGAAGGCGAAAAACCAGAGACAGCUAAAUCUCAUCAAUCGGUAGCUACGAGGAAAUCCGUAGCGAUCGAUCCAAAAUCUCAAGGAUCAAGAGCCGAUGGAAAACCCUCAAAAGCUCAUUCCGCUCCGACAACCCCUCGUCCGUCUACAGCAACUAGCAAACAGUCUAUAACUACAAGACCUUCUAUACUAUCUGUGGGUCCGCCAAUCACUCACGAAGAGUUGAAUUCCGCUUUGAGAGAACUAAGAGAGGAGUUGUCGAAAAACUUAAACAAUAUGACGAUGCGCGCGACGAAUACCGCUGAAAAUGCCCUCCAUACUGCUAUGUCUGUAGCGGAUAAAGUAGAUGUAGCGCUGAAGUUGAACAAUCGCAUCACGCUGUUGUACUCGUUGGUGGGAGAUUACUCAGAGCAGUUGAGCGGUUUUGAUUCAGGACUAACCACACAGAUGCGAAGUUUCCAAGACCAAAUUGUCCAGAUACGAACGGACCUUAGUAGUGGUCUCGCUCAGCUGGAAAAUGUUAACAAUAACGCUGAAACUGCGGCUCUUGUGGAGUUGACGGAACGCUACCAAGACUUAGUGACGGAACUGGAGACCACACUGCACGCUCACAAGAACCUCGCAACUCUACACACACAACUAGGAGGAGAGAUGCAUAGCUUGGUGGAAUGCGUGGAGAUGUUGCGCGAGCAAAAAUCAGAUCGAGAUGAGGUGCUAGACGGGCUCAGGGAUAAGGCAGACAUUACGCGGCUCGCAGGUUUGUUGUCGGAAGAAGACUUCGCAAAGGCUCGUGCGGAUUUCGAGCGACGCAUUGAACUCUGUUAUGACAAGUUCCACAAGCAAGAAUUAACCUGGAUGGCAGCCAUCAAAGAUCUAACCCGCAUAACGGACGGUAAAGGGGAGAUUGUGGAUCUGCUAUCUGCACGCGAUGAGGCCCAAAAAGAACUACAACUUCUAGACAAGAAAAUACGGUUCCUGGCUACCAUUUUAGGAGAACCUAAGGCGGCGCUGCUGACGCGGCAGCUGGCCCGCGACGCGCAGUGCGGCGCGUGCGGCGCGGCGGCGAGCAUGCCGGCGCGCGACGCCGUGUCGGGCGCGCCGCCGCGCCUCGCGCCGCUCUCCGCGCCGCCCGCCGCGCCGCCCGCCGCGCCGCCCGCCGCGCCCUGCCUCGCCGGCUUGGAGGAGCCCGAGCCGCCGCGAGACAGGCAUAUGUGUCACCGCUGGUGUGGAGGCUCUCACACGCUUAUAACAGAAGCUACUACGAAGGAGCGCGCACCUCCUGUGUCGCUGGAGACUGUUCCCACUAAGAAAUACACGGGAUACGGGAGCGAUGGGAGGCUAUAUAUGCUGGAAGAAGAGCUGCGGCCGUGUAUCGAGUGCAACAACUUCAGCCGCGACUCGCGCGGCGCGGGGGACUCCGCGGCGCCGCCCGACACGGCGUAG
Nymphalis io (European peacock) is the source of this 2334-nucleotide messenger RNA. RefSeq lists its product as uncharacterized. The transcript has 16 exons. NCBI's taxonomy places the organism in Eukaryota, Metazoa, Arthropoda, Insecta, Lepidoptera, Nymphalidae. Bases 1 to 2334 code for a protein of 777 amino acids. The record is from RefSeq and is a predicted model, not a curated record.